This is a messenger RNA of Pocillopora meandrina, 642 nucleotides long. The record is from the annotation of a GenBank genome assembly. Lineage: Eukaryota; Metazoa; Cnidaria; Anthozoa; Scleractinia; Pocilloporidae.
AUGACUGAUGCGUUAACUCUCCACCUGAUUUUUACAAAGACUUUGGAAUCGAACAAGAUUCAAUCAGCCUUCCAAGAUUCUGGCAACGCAAUGUUUAGCUUAAGACCUGGUUGGUCAUUAGGCUUUACUCAUGCGGUGUUGACAACCGGUGAUAAACCUAAAACAGUGGCUUCAGUUGGAGGGGAGCCCCUGGAGGCAAGUGCUGCCGGUGAGUUGUGGAAAAAGUGCACCAAAGGGACACCUGUCACUGAAGAGUAUUGCUGUGUACAUAACUGCACCAACCCUAAUUGUAAACCAACGAGCCUUCAAAAGGCAGGAGCCACUGCACAUGUCUACGCUUCAUUUCAAACGCCACAACAUGACAUCCGCUUCAUGAUUCUGCUCCCAACAUGCAGUGCUGAUAACCAUGCAGGUAAAUGUCGCAAAGAGGAAGUCAACUUUGCUGAAACAGGCAAAGACGCGUAUGCGUUGUACACAGCUCUUAGUGAUCCGCCUCCUCGAGUUAUCUUCAUCGAAGUAUCAGACGCCACGGCUUCUGGAAAAGGCAGUAAGGGUAAAGGCACCGGGAAAGGCGGAGGAUUGAAAGAUGAUUAUUCCCAUGGUCCACCAGUAGGAGCCAAAAUAGCUGGUGUGCACAAGUGA